GUCGGACUUCUAAAACACAGGACGCCGCUGGGAAGGGGCCGUCGUGUGAGCCCCGAGAUGAGCCCUUGGGUCCAGGCUCCGGAAGAGCAAGAGGCGACCCCGAGGGGGAAAGGGGAAGGAGCUCCCGGCGGAAUGGCCUCCGUCUUCCCGGGGGACGACCCUCGCCCCGACACCCGCCGCCUCCGGUUCAGGAGGUUUCCCUACCAGGAGGCGGACGGGCCCCGCGAAGCCCUCCGCCGGCUCCGGGAGCUGUGCCGCCAGUGGCUGAAGCCAGAGAGGAACACGAAGGAGCAGAUUCUGGAGCUGCUGGUGCUGGAACAGUUCCUGACCAUCCUGCCUAGGGAACUCCAGGCCUGGAAGCGGGAGCGGCAGCCCCGAAACGGGGAGGAGGCAUUGGCCCUGGUGGAGGAUUUGCAGAGGGAGCCCGGGAAAUCUGAACAGAAGGGUCUGAGGACAUCGGAGCAAGUGAGCGGAUACCUCUCCCAGGAGGAGAAGGGGCUCAAGAUUCCCCCGGAUAGGGAUCUCUCUGAGGAUGUCAAAGAGGAAAACAGGAAUAUCACCUCGCUAGAUUUGGGGCACGGAAGUGAGAAUGAGGUGAUCCAGAAGGAAACUCAUGAGGAAUUGGAAUUCAGAGGAGCGGUACUGGGACGCUCCAUCGGAAAGGUUCUUCAGAGUUCCGACUCACCGGACACCUUUGGGUACGGGUCAGAAGAACAGUGGGCAAUCUCUCCAGAGGCGUGGCAGAGAGAGCCCACUGCGGGGGUGACCGAUCCUGGAGAAUUCCCGGGGAUAGCUGCCCUCAUCAGGAAUCCACCUUCAGCAGAAAAACCCUACAAAUGCAUUGAAUGUGGGAAGAGCUUCAGGAGGAAGUCCUAUCUAAAGUAUCACCAAAGCGCCCACAUGGGCGAGAGGCCCUUUUUGUGUAACGAAUGUGGGAAAAGCUUCACCCGAAAUUCGUCACUGAAAAACCACCGGCUAAUCCACACCAGUGAGAGCCCCUAUAAAUGCCGUGAGUGUGGAAAAAGCUUUAAAACAAGCUCAGGACUCAUGAAACAUCAGAUCACUCACACGGACGAGAAACCUUACAGCUGCAGCGAAUGUGGGACGCGGUUUAAGUCCAGAGCUCAUCUUGCCGAUCACCAGACCACCCAUACGGGAGAGAAGCCUCACAAGUGCGGCUGCGGGAAGAGUUUUAAUCGUUACUCGAGCCUCGUCCGGCACUGGAGAUUCCAUUCGGGAGAGAAGCCCUACGAAUGUCGGGAAUGUGGGAAGAGCUUCGGUCUCAACUCAAAUCUUAUUCAACAUCAGAGGACCCACAGGGGAGAGAAGCCGUAUAAAUGUAAUAAGUGUGACUGUCGCUUCAGCCGGAGCUCCAACCUUAUUCGGCAUCAGAAAAGCCAUACAGAAGAGAAGUGACUGCUGACUCUAGAACCAGUUAGGAGGAUGGACCUGGAGGAAUGAGGUGGGGGGUUGUAUAUGUGCACGCUUGCGUGCACACGCACAGGUGUAGUUAUUGAGAUUGCUGAAUUUUGAGGUAUUUGACACUUUUUUCGUAGUAUCACAGUAUUUCAGAAGUCUUUUCAGGAGAAGGACCAGCUCUUCUCCAAUUGCCACUAUAUAAAAGGGUUGUUUUGCUCCAUUUCAGUUCACUUUCCAGCAGCCACUCAGGUAACCUGCUAUUAUUACCCAUUCUCCUCCAAGAUCUGCUUAGGGAAGUGGAAUUGAGAUGGUUAUUGUUUUGACGGUGGCAAAAAUGGCAAUCCAAGACCUAAUAGUGGAAUCCUGACCUGUCGUGUGCUGUUUGACACUUCAGUGUACCGCGUGAAAGUCCUCCGGAAGAUGGAUACGACACCUUAGGGAGGCUGAAAUAUCACAUCCUUAUAGAAGGUUGGACUCCUGCAGAUCUCCAGUUUAGUCUGGAACUUAACGCCACACUGUCGGUCUCCCAAAGAGUCUCCUACUUGGAAAUUAAAUGUACCAUUGGAAAAGGCCUUACUUAAGUAGCAGAAUUCAGUGACAAACCGGGUGUCCACCCGGACAGGAGAAAUUUGCAAUUUUUCCUUUAAGGUACUGAAGUCUAAUAGUCCCAUUUUCCCUUUCUAAAUAGUGUAGCUCACUAAAAAGUAGGACUAAGGGAGUAUGUGCUCUCACAUUCUACUAGUUAAGGCCAGUGACUAUGAAAAAUGCUUUCCUUUCUGGUAGAGAUCUAGAAAUUGGAACUUACAGCUGAAAGCAAGUAUUUAAAAUCUCACGUUUUCUUUUAAGAAGUUCUGGUUUGGACGUUGUCUCAUUCAGGCCGUAUGCAUUCUCCCCGC
Tachyglossus aculeatus (Australian echidna) is the source of this 2315-nucleotide messenger RNA. Its product is annotated as zinc finger protein 397-like. The record is from RefSeq and is a predicted model, not a curated record. The transcript has 3 exons. The coding region runs from base 58 to 1416 and encodes 452 amino acids. Gene Ontology annotation, molecular function: RNA polymerase II cis-regulatory region sequence-specific DNA binding; DNA-binding transcription factor activity, RNA polymerase II-specific. Gene Ontology annotation, biological process: regulation of transcription by RNA polymerase II. NCBI's taxonomy places the organism in Eukaryota, Metazoa, Chordata, Mammalia, Monotremata, Tachyglossidae.